Molecule: messenger RNA, 3926 nt
Organism: Bubalus bubalis (water buffalo)
Lineage: Eukaryota; Metazoa; Chordata; Mammalia; Artiodactyla; Bovidae
Gene: KLHL14
Product: kelch like family member 14
Exons: 8
Coding region: 70-1950 (626 amino acids)
Molecular function (GO): protein binding
Source: RefSeq, a predicted model, not a curated record
UCCCAUCCCCCACCCCUGUCUGCCAGGUCGGAGGCGGGUUUAAAGCCAGGUGCGCCGAGGCAGCUCGCCAUGUCCAGAUCCGGGGACCGGACCUCCACCUUCGACCCCAGCCACAGCGACAACCUGCUGCACGGCCUCAACCUGCUGUGGAGGAAGCAGCUGUUUUGCGACGUGACCCUGACGGCCCAGGGCCAGCAGUUCCACUGCCACAAGGCCGUGCUGGCCUCCUGCUCGCAGUAUUUCCGAUCGCUCUUCUCCAGUCACCCCCCUCUCGGGGGAGGGGUCGGCGGCCAGGACGGCCUGGGGGCCCCCAAGGACCCACCGCAGCAGCCGCCGCAGCAGCAGCCGCCGCCGCCGCCAGCGCAGGAGGACCCCGGCACUCCAUCCUCCUCCCCCGACGACAAGCUGCUGACCAGUCCCCGGGCCAUCAACAACCUGGUGCUCCAGGGCUGCUCGUCCAUCGGGCUGCGCCUGGUGCUGGAGUACCUCUACACGGCCAACGUGACCCUCUCCCUGGACACGGUGGAGGAGGUGCUGUCGGUCAGCAAGAUUUUGCACAUCCCCCAGGUCACCAAGCUCUGUGUGCAGUUCCUCAACGACCAGAUCUCGGUGCAGAACUACAAGCAGGUGUGCAAGAUCGCCGCGCUGCACGGCCUGGAGGAGACCAAGAAGCUGGCCAACAAGUACCUGGUGGAGGAUGUGCUGCUGCUCAACUUCGAGGAGAUGCGCGCCCUGCUGGAUUCGCUGCCGCCCCCCGUGGAGUCGGAGCUGGCGCUCUUCCAGAUGUCCGUGCUCUGGCUGGAGCAUGACCGCGAGACCCGCAUGCAGUACGCGCCCGACCUCAUGAAGCGCCUCCGCUUCGCGCUCAUCCCGGCCCCCGAGCUGGUGGAGCGGGUCCAGUCGGUGGAUUUCAUGCGCACCGACCCGGUCUGCCAGAAGCUGCUGCUGGACGCCAUGAACUACCACCUGAUGCCCUUCAGGCAGCACUGCAGGCAGAGCCUGGCCAGCAGAAUUCGCUCUAACAAGAAAAUGCUGUUAUUGGUUGGUGGAUUGCCUCCUGGGCCGGACCGGCUCCCCAGCAAUCUGGUUCAGUACUACGAUGAUGAAAAGAAGACCUGGAAAAUCCUCACAAUCAUGCCCUACAACAGUGCCCAUCACUGCGUCGUGGAGGUGGAAAACUUCCUGUUUGUGUUGGGUGGAGAGGACCAAUGGAACCCUAAUGGAAAACACAGUACAAAUUUUGUCAGCCGAUAUGACCCCCGGUUUAAUAGCUGGAUACAACUUCCGCCUAUGCAAGAACGAAGAGCCAGUUUCUAUGCAUGCCGGUUGGACAAACAUUUAUAUGUGAUUGGUGGACGGAAUGAAACUGGUUACUUGUCCAGCGUGGAGUGCUAUAACCUGGAAACAAAUGAAUGGCGUUACGUGUCUUCUUUGCCACAGCCUCUGGCAGCUCAUGCAGGAGCAGUGCACAAUGGGAAAAUAUACAUUUCAGGGGGUGUACACAAUGGAGAGUAUGUCCCGUGGCUAUAUUGCUAUGACCCCGUCAUGGAUGUCUGGGCUCGAAAACAAGAUAUGAACACAAAACGCGCUAUCCACACUUUGGCUGUAAUGAAUGAUCGCUUAUAUGCAAUUGGAGGAAAUCAUUUGAAAGGUUUCUCCCAUCUCGAUGUAAUGCUGGUGGAAUGCUAUGACCCAAAAGGUGACCAGUGGAAUAUUCUCCAGACACCCAUUUUAGAGGGUCGCAGUGGUCCUGGCUGUGCAGCGCUUGAUGACAGCAUUUACCUGGUGGGAGGCUACAGCUGGAGUAUGGGAGCCUACAAGUCAUCCACAAUAUGCUAUUGUCCAGAAAAAGGCAGCUGGACAGAACUCGAAGGAGAUGUGGCAGAACCGCUGGCAGGGCCAGCCUGUGCAACAGUUAUCCUGCCUGCCUGUGUACCUUACAACAAAUAACACCAGGAAACCCCAGAAUGACACAUUCUAGGAAGCAGUGACAAGUGACAUCCCUAUUGUAGCCAGAACAAUGCAUUCUAAUGGUACAUCUGCCAAAACCCACUUUAGUGUCUGGUGAUUUACAAGAAGCUACAAAAGGAAAAGACCUGUUCUUGAACGGAAACUCUGUCUGUAACUCGCAUCACAUCAAACUUCCUGUGGUGACAGACUCUUCCAUUGCAGACUGGUUUUAACUUGUCUCAGCUUUACGAAAUCCCUCACGUGGAUUUCGACUUUCAACAGGAGAAAGAAGAUACAGAGGAGUGCCCCCCGAGAGACCUGAGAUCAGUAUUGUGCAUUGUAGUUUACCUGCAUGUGAUCUAUGUUGAAGUUUUGGGGAUAUUGUGUUCAUGAAUGAUUCCAAAUUUGACCCACCCAAACACUCAUACUACAUUACAGAAAUGGCCACUGAUUCUAUAUUCCUAACCUGUGGCAGCUUCACAGAUUCUGUAGGCAAUACAGUUAUAGAAAAUCAUGUAAGACUGAAGAGGAAUGUUUUUGCUUCCAUAGAACUUCAUUUUAUAUACCUUCUGCCCCUUAUAGCACCUCGUGGGAACAGAGAAGAAAAAGAUAUUGGCUCUUGUAGCAACUUCUUUCUGCCCUGUCAGUUCUAGGCUAGCCAGAGUCAUAAAUUCUGUGUCCUCAGUUUUAUCCAAAAGAUUAAAACAAAAUGCACUAUUCAGUUUAUAGAGGCUCAGGCUUUCUCAUUUGGGGCAGCAUAUAAGGAACGAACAGGGCCUCCCAGGUGGAGCUAGUGGUAAAGAACCCGCCUGCCAAUGCAGGAGGCUUAAGAGACAUGAGUUCAAUCCCUGGAUUGGGACAAUCCCCUGGAGGAGGGCAUGGCAACCCACUCCAGUAUUCUUGCCUGGGGAAUCCCAUGGACAGAGGAGCCUGGCAGGCUACAGUCCAUGGGGCCACAAAGAGCCUAAGGAGCUAACUGUAACUCCUCAAACAAUACCUCUCCCUCUUCCACACCUUUGGCUCUAGAAAAGACUCUAGAUGUGGCUCUAGAAAAGCACCUGAUGAACCCUCCUUCCCCUCAACUCAUUACAUUUCUUUGUUGUCAGCAGAGAUGCCUGGGCUCAGUGAAGCGAGCCAUCACUAGCUGUCUUGAGAAGCACAAGGAAUUUAGGAGCAGAAGGUCAGAAAAGCAUGAGACAAUAUCAGUGUGACCUACAAUAGAGUAAAACUAGCAGAAACGUGGAUUUGAUUCUCAAGCUCUUCAGAGCUGCCACAACAAUAAUUAGGAACAAAUCAAAGCCUAAAAUAUUUUGUGAAUCACCCAGAGAUGUUUUCAAAUCCCGCAACAAGUAUGUCGUUCAGAAAUAACCACAUAGGGAAGCCACCAAUUAAAAUUGCCCUGGUGACAAGGUUUCACUGUGGAGCAUGUCAAGAUGGAUGGGUGUACUGGAAUCCAAUGCCAUUUCUACAGUAAAGUGCAAUCCUUGUUGUUUUUGUAUUUAUUUGUAUGUUCAGAUCCAAAGGAUCCGUUGUAAAAAUAUAUAUAUAUAAAUAUAUAUAUCCAGUGGAAUCAGCUUUUCAUUUCUUUUUCCUUGAUCACAUAUGAAUACAUAGAAAGAAAGGUUACAGUACUUUGUGAUAGAAUUCCCAGCUGAUGUCAUGAAGAAUUCAAGGUCUCCUUCAAAACCUUUUAUCGUCAAUAGUCCCCAUCUCUUCCAAAAGUCAGUUUAUACAAGGGUAUUUGCUUUCCUUGGACUUGUUCUUCAUUUAUUUUUUAUUUCUAGCCAAAAUAAAUAAAAGCAUUUAUGAGAACUAUAAGCAAAGCUUUCUGUAUUUCAGAAAGGCGUAAGCUAUUAGAAAGUGAAGAGUGAAUAAAUAAAUAAAUCACAGAAAAUGUAAAUUUUGUACAGUAUUAGAAUGUGUAAAUGAAGCUUGCUUGGAAGGGGAAAACUUUAAAUAAAAACUUUAUGUACUAA